This is a messenger RNA of Phytophthora infestans T30-4, 657 nucleotides long. Its product is annotated as NPP1-like protein. The transcript has a single exon. NCBI's taxonomy places the organism in Eukaryota, Oomycota, Peronosporomycetes, Peronosporales, Peronosporaceae. The record is from RefSeq and is a predicted model, not a curated record. Bases 1 to 657 code for a protein of 218 amino acids.
AUGCUCUUCUGCGCGGUAAUUGCUUGUGCUCGUGAUUGUUUGUGCUCGGCAAGUAUCAAUCAUGACAAAGUCCACGUUUGCGUGCCUUUUCCUGCCGUAAAUGCUGAGGGUGAGACCACCGGCGGGCUCCAGGGGUCGACAGGGAACGACGCUUGCAAAUAUGCUCCUCUUGGAUCUCAAGUCUAUGGCCGAGCUGGAUGGUACAAGGAUGUGUGGGCGAUCAUGUACGCUUGGUACUUUCCAAAGGGCUUCUUCAUGGAAUUCGCCUCGAGACGUCGUGAUUGGAAGAGCGUUGUUGUGUGGAUUAACAAUCCCGGGUUUGAGACGCCGAUGAUUGCUGGGGCCUCCAUGUCAAAGUCCGGCGCGAAAUACGCCAAGGAAACCAAAAUGCUGCAAAAGUAUUUCGUUGGCUCUGGAAGGGGUUGGGAGACUGCCAUCUCCAACACGUCUCUUCGCUUCAAAUUCAAUACAAAUAUUGGCCAUGGGAGUUUAGACUUGUCUGUUGAGAAGGGCGAGUACCAAGACUUGAUCAUGUGGGAACAACUCACCGGCGCGGCGCGUGCAGCUCUAAACGAUGGUAAGAACUUCAGAAACGCGGAGGUCCCGAUCAGUGAUGAGCACUUUGAGAAGCACCUCGAUAGCGCUUGGCCACUUUAG